GAUGUCAUAGCAAUCCGUCCAAUAUUUCAGUCUGCACCGAAGGCUUGGACCGACGCCGUCUUUCUCAGAGCUCCGCAGCCAGCGGCUCAAAAUCCUGGAAUUCUUCUUUGUGCCGACUAAGACACCAGCUACGGAAUUAAAGCCACUAUCCUUGUCGUGGCCUCAAAUUGAUAUUCAUUCUCCAAAAAUGUGUUCCGCUCAUUGUGUUGUACAUACCUGUCAUUUUCAGUGGGUGAGUGUUCCGGAAGUUGAGCACCAUUUACGCAAUAAACCCUUUUCUCUUUUAGACAAGUCUCAACAUCCACGGGAACGUCAACCACCUGCACAUGAACUCACAUGCCCUUUUUUAUGGGGCCAGAGUCACUCUGUCACUGUUUAACAUGUCAUGGCUGGCGCAUAAAAAUAAUAGUAUAAGUCAAACAAAUGGAUCGGAGGAAUCUUUUGAGUCAAUAGUGUCGGGUGAGGGUUUUUGAGGAUGUGCUGCAUGAGCCCAGUGCAUAAGACGUUUAAAACCAUUAAAGCCAUAUAAACUAAUUUAAAAAAAGUAAAAAUAUCAGGUUCAAAGCGGACGACAAAGCCCAGGACUUUCUGAAACUGCUCUUUAUUCAUUUUAUCCAGUCUGGUAUUUCUAGAAAGUCUCUGACCCUAAAUACCCCAAAACCCUGAAUCACUCGCGGCAGCUUGAGUUGGAAUCUGGUUUACACAAUGAUCAAGAUGUGUUGCACGAUGCCAAACUAAUCCCACAAUAUGAAAAAAAGAGUGACAGUGAGAGUUCUCCCACUGCAUGAAUAGAUUAAAGCCGCAACCAGCUCACUUUUCACGACUGACGCAUUACACCACCUAGCGUGUGUCCACGCCCAACAGACCAUCGCUGUCAUAUCUGUACAUCCAUGGAACUGGGUGAGUCUGCUUUCUUACCUAAUGAAGGCUUACUUUACGCAUGAAACCAGGCAGAGAGGGGUGUAUCAUUUCUGUUUUGAUACACAUGACUUGAUGGCCUCAAACUGGUUUGUCUCAAUUGUUACCAUAGUAACAAUUGAGACAAACCAGUUUGAUUCGAGAGAACCGCCUGUUAUGAAAUGUUACCCCACCCUUUCCGAAGGCGGUGCAAGCGUUUAUAUAGCAGCAGAGAGAGAGAGAGUCAGCAGAGAUACAAAGCAUUGCAAUCAAGGAAAAGAAUCUCCGACCGAUGGCGGACUUGAAAAUACAAAAUGUCAACAUGGAAAAAUCUGAAAACCUGCAGAGCCACAGGACCGAGGGCUUCAGCAGCUCUGAAACCUUGGUGGUGCGAAGAGGAGCCCCACUGAGGAUCAGCCUGCAGCUGGAGGGCCGGCCCUUCGAUCCCCAGACCGACUCCCUGAGGAUCAAAGUCAUGCUAGGCCGCUUGUACGUGGUGAUGCCGGUCACUUUCCCCAUGAACGCUUCUUCCUCAGAUUGGAAGGCCUAUUUUGACCCGAAGGGCCUGAACCUCCAGAAGCCGUCCAUUCUCCUCUCCUCCCCGGCCUCCGCCCCGGUGGGAUGCUACGGACUUCAGCUGUGUGCGUUUUCUCAGGGCGGAAAGAAGACCUUCGCGUUCAGCAGAUUCGUCCUGCUCUGCAACCCCUGGUGUCGUGAGGAUGCUGUAUAUAUUCCCUUCGAGGACCAGAGAGAAGAGUACAUCCAGAACGACUCUGGGCUGCUGUUUAAAGGAACAUCCAUUAAUAUUGUGUCAAGACCGUGGUCCUUUGACCAGUUUGAGCCCGGUGUCCUGGAGGCUUCCCUGAAUCUGCUCCAAGUCAGCCCGCUGCACCAAAGGAACAAAGAAGAAGACUACCUGAACAGAAGCAACCCCGUCUACAUCGGCCGGGUCGUGUCCGCCAUGAUCAACAGCGAAGACGACCGCGGCGUGCUGAAAGGGAAAUGGGAAGGGGACUACAAGGACGGCGUGGACCCCUCCUGGUGGACUGGCAGCGGGGACAUCUUGAGGCAGUGGGCCGAGUCCGGCUACAGACCCGUCAAGUACGGACAGUGCUGGGUGUUUGCAGCCGUCAUGUGCACAGUCAUGAGAGCUCUCGGCAUUCCCUGCCGCGUCGUCACAAACUUCAACUCUGCCCACGACACCAACGGCAACCUGGUGAUCGAGGAGUUCUACAGCGAAACCGGGAAGAAACUGAACCGCAGCGCGGACAGCAUAUGGAACUUCCACGUGUGGGUGGAGUGCUGGAUGACCCGCCCGGAUCUAGGCUCAGGAAUGGAUGGCUGGCAGGCCCUUGACCCGACCCCCCAGGAGAGGAGCGGAGGAGUGUUCUGCUGCGGCCCGGCACCAGUCGCAGCGGUCAAGGAUCGGCGCAUCGACCUGCUCUACGACAUCCCCUUCGUCUACGCCGCGGUGAACGCCGACAUCCACACGGUCAUAGUGAGCAAGGGUCAGGUGAUCCGCUACAGCACGGACACGGAGAAGGUGGGAUCCCUCAUCUGCACCAAAGCGGUCGGCCUACCGAGACCCCAGAACGUCACAGGAGACUACAAACACAUCAAAAGUCCGACUUCAACACUUUCGUCGAGACAUUCCACGAUAUCAGAGGCCUCAACACUAAGCAGAGGCUCAUCCCGAGGAGUGUUGGUGCUCCUGUCCCUGGACAAAGCUCCCGUUGCCGGGGAACCCGUCCUCUUCACGGUGAAGGUCAUCAACAAGCAGAGGGUGGCCAAGGCGAUGAAGGUGCAUGUGAACGCCCAGGCCAAAGAAUACAACCACAGCGCAUCAGAAACCAUCUGGGAAAACCACGGCGUCGUACAGCUGGCACCCAUGGAAGUCAAGUUGAUUCACCAGCAGAUCCCCCCGGCCCAGUACGAGAUCGUGGGGGGGGAAAACCUGAUCAACCUCGCGGUGGUCCUGGAGGACUUGGCCAGUCAUGAGCAGGUCCUGGCCUCAGAAGAGUUCAACAUCGCCAGCCCACGGCUCACCAUACAGGUUGAAAACGAAGACUCCAUUGUACUUUACAAAAAGCAGGCGGCCAUUGUGACUUUCACCAACUCAUUUGCCCACCCGGUGAGCGGGAUACUGACCGUAGCUGGGGCCGGGCUGAUUCAGGGAAAGGUCCACUUCAGGAUGCUCGCUGUGCGUCCAGGCAGCAGCGUGUCGCAGCGCAUCACCUUCAUCCCCAACAUGGUGGGAACGAAGAUGCUGCAGGCCAGCCUGCCGCUCUCAGACACCAACUCCACCAUCACAGGCUUCAGGAUGGUUUCCGUCGGUCGAGCUUGAAUGCUGUUUUUGUACGUGACUGACUGACUAGUGUAGAUUGUUUUGUGUGAUUUUUUCUAAAUGUGAAUGUAAAUUAUAUUUAAUUAUUUAUAUAAAUUAAGAAUUAAUUUGUGUUUUUUGUUUUCAAAUAUUAAAUAUAUUUAAUGUAAAAAUGUCUUUUCUUGUGAUAAGUACAAAGUCAAUGUCGUUGAAAGUUCACAUCUCUGCCCUGAAGAGGGAGACAUUUCCUCACAAAAGUUCCUACUUCGGUCUGAACGUGACGCUUCUAACAAACAUUUUGACAACAACAUUGAGUUUAAACAAGGACUAUUCAACAGUCUCCCCCGUAGUAUCUCUGUAAAAUGAAAUUCAACUCACCUUUCCCAAGAUUUCAAUUAAUUUAUUUUGUAUUAAUCUAUUUUAACUGUCUGUCAAAACAAAUCAACAAUAAAGCAUUAUAUACAAAUCAUAGCUAAGCUGACAGGCAGUAUAAUCGGCACAUGCACAACCAGUUCAUUUAUAUUACAAACAGGUUAUAAGGAAAUUACACCGGGAGAGAGAAGAAGACGUGUUAGAACACAACAACAUGUACAACCCAGAAUCAAAAGUAAGGAUUCAAGCACCGGCCUAUAAUACAACAUCUUCAAGACAAUUCUUGUCAAAACAUUUUUACAAGAGCAUAGAUUUGGUCUUUGAAGGGGAUAUUUUUAUCCUGCGAUCCCAAACGUUUUUUUACCUCAUUGUGUUGUCAAUUUAACCAAUAAUAAAUAGCUCACAUUAUAAUGGUAAAAUACAAUCAGACUACUUUAAAUAGCCUCUAGAUAAGGAGAAUAUUAUUUGACAUUUGUUAUGGCCAACAUGAAUUAAUGUGCUGUUGUAACUUUGUGUUUCUGAUUUUAUCUUUAAAAUAGUAUUGGUGAGUUGAAAAUGGGUUUAUACAAAAAACACAAUAAAACAACAACAA
Gasterosteus aculeatus aculeatus (three-spined stickleback) is the source of this 4184-nucleotide messenger RNA. RefSeq names its product transglutaminase 5, like (gene tgm5l). Gene Ontology annotation, biological process: peptide cross-linking. Gene Ontology annotation, cellular component: mitochondrion. Gene Ontology annotation, molecular function: protein-glutamine gamma-glutamyltransferase activity. The record is from RefSeq and is a predicted model, not a curated record. NCBI's taxonomy places the organism in Eukaryota, Metazoa, Chordata, Actinopteri, Perciformes, Gasterosteidae.